Molecule: messenger RNA, 4769 nt
Organism: Anopheles cruzii
Lineage: Eukaryota; Metazoa; Arthropoda; Insecta; Diptera; Culicidae
Gene: Cip4
Product: formin-binding protein 1-like
Exons: 13
Coding region: 768-2633 (621 amino acids)
Biological process (GO): signal transduction
Molecular function (GO): protein binding
Source: RefSeq, a predicted model, not a curated record
UGAACAGCAGAAAAAUAAAGCAUUUCAAAAAUAGUUUACUGCGUUUUUCGGGCAGGUCCUUCGAAACGGUGGGGUGCGUGCGUGCGGCCGAGCGUCGGUGAUCGGUGCUAGGUGCUAGUGCUAGAGUAGUGUGUAUGCUCCUCAGCUGAGACCGAUGUGUGCCAGUGUGCGCGCGUGUGUGUGGUUGUAGUUUCAAGGAAAAAAUCUACAAUCCAAGUGCUCCUCCUUUGAAAAGGUCGUGCGCCCGAAAGUGCGUUGCGUGAAUCACACAAGGCGAAAAAUGGUGGUGCUGUUGGAAGUGCCCAGUCUUUAAAGUAUGUGUUGGUCAAUUUUAGGUCGUGACCAAAAUUACGGAGUCCUUAUCGGUUGUCUUCGGCGGUAAUGCGCGUGCGAUAGAAGCAUUUUGAAGUAGAGCACUUUUAAGCAAAACGGUUGCAAGCCACCUUCCGUCCUAACGGCGGUGUCUUCUUCUAGGGUGAGGUGAUUUUGCUUCUUCGAGCAAAUUGUGCGCGUAAUUCGAGGCCAGUGAGUAGGCGCAGUUUUUAGUUCCGUGAAAUACAAAUAUUUACCAACUUGAGAAGCAAAAUAAAACCGGUACCGAUUCGGUGGCAACUGCAACCCGGUCACGUACUAGAAUCUGACCAUUCUUUCGAGGAUUGCUAACGGGCGGGCGGUGGCGGCGGCGGCGUGUGGUUGAAGGAAAACCGACACCCGCGUAGUGUGUUUGGCCAACGCAGCAUCAUCAUCAAUCGCAAACGGCAGCAGUCAUGGCGGCGCAGGAGAUCGAAACAAUCAGCACGUCGUGGGGAAAGGAACUUUGGGAUCAGUACGACAACCUGGCGACUCACACACAAAAGGGGAUCGACUUUUUCGAGCGAUUUGGACACUUUAUCCGCGAUCGCAGUGCCAUUGAAGUCGAGUACGCGCUGAAGCUGAGACGGCUAGUGAAAAAUUAUCAACCCAAAAAGAACAAAGAGGACGAUGAAAACGAAUUUUCCACGCUGGUCGCGUUCAAGAAUGUCCUGAAGGAGGUGGCCGAUCUGGCCGGACAGCGCGAGGUGGUGGCCGAGAACCUCCAGAACCAGGUGCUGCAGGGCAUCAUGCUGCUGGCGAAGAAUCUGCGCGAGGAGCGCAAGAAAUCGCUCACGCAGGGCGCCGCACUGACGCAGACGCUCCACACACAGAUCGGUACGCUCGAUCGGGCGAAGCGCAGCUACGAGAAAUCGUUCCGCGAGGCGGAGAAGGCGAUCGAAAGCUACCACAAGGCGGACGCCGACUUCCACCUGAGCCGGGCCGACGUCGAGAAGCAGCGCGUCAACAUGAACAUACGCAACACGCUGUCGGAGGACGCGAAGAGUGAGUACGCCAACCAGCUGCAGAUCACCAACAAGCUGCAGCAACAGCACUACCAAGCCGCCCUUCCGGAGGUAUUCAAUCGGCUGCAGGAGCUGGACGAGAAGCGAACGCGCGGCAUGAAGGAAUUCAUCAAGCGAUCCGCGGACGUGGAGUGCGAAGUGUCACCCAUUAUUGCCCGCUGCCUCGAGGGGAUGGUCAAGGCGGCCGAUUCCAUCAACGAGAAGGACGACUCGAUGAUUGUCAUAGAAAAAUAUCAGUCCGGUUUUCAGCCGCCGGGCGACAUACCGUUCGAGGACCUCUCGAAGGUCGAUUCCGACUCCUCCAACAACUCACAGACGCACAACUCCAGCACCGGGCUCAACCACAUGACGGGGAAGGGCACCACGAAGGAGAAGCUGAAAAAGCGCGUUGGCAUAUUCGGCAUCUUCACCGGGAACAAGAAGAUCCUUGAAGCCUGCAUACAUGUAAAGAACAAUCUUACCACGGACGGUCUGAAGGAGGAUUUCAGCGAUCUGCCACCGACGCAGCGACGAAAAAAGCUCACCGCCAAGGUGCAGGAACUGCAACAGAAGGUGGCCCAGGAGCAGGCGGCCAGCGAUGGACUGAUGAAGAUGAAGGGCGUCUACGAGGCGAACUCGAUGCUGGGCGACCCGCGGACGGUGGAGGAGCAGCUGAACGAGUCCGUCAAUCGGUUGGACCGGCUGCGGAUCGAACUGCAGCGCUACCAGAAACUGCUCGACCAGGCCAACAGCCAAACGGUCAUCCAACACAGCCCCCAGGCAAACCGCGUGAUACAGAAUGGGCAGCGAUCGUCCAGACAUUCCAACGGUAGCAGUAAUCACGAGAACAACCAUCACGAUGACAACGGUGAAGAUCAUCCCGACGAUGCCGGUAGCCUUAGCAGGUCAGCUUCCGAAAGUAGUGUACAGCAAGCGCAAAAUGGGCUUAACAUUAACAACAACGGCAGCUCGGCGAGUCCGGAAAGUGGGCUCGGUACAUCGCACACGUCGCUACCGGGCUCCGGGCAGGGAAGCACCAACGAGCAGGCAAUGAACGAGGAGUACUACGAAGCGGACACGCCACUUGGAACGUGCCGCGCGCUUUACCCAUUCGAUGCGACGAGUGAAGGCAGCAUUCCAAUGUCCGAAGGUGAAGAACUGCAAGUGAUAGAGGUCGACCAGGGGGACGGUUGGACACGGGUCCGACGGUUCAGCACGAAGGGUUGGGAGGAAGGAUUCGUACCGACCAGCUACAUUGAAUGUACGCUGUACGCGUAGUGUUGAUCACGCGGAACCACAUCCUCCGGAGUCUUCACUCCCGGUCCGGGCGUGAAGGAGCAAACUGUAAAUAGCACCAUGUAAACGACGCUGUGCCGACGAUGCCGUGUGACCGGUCCGCAGCUUCUACAUACACACACACAUCGCAUAUGCUUUAGUCGACAAACAAUUAGUGGCAAUAAAAAAAGAAGUACACCAUCACCGGUAAGCGACGCCGACGGGACGCGCUAAGAGAGGUGACUCAUGACCGGCCGAGACAGAGUGGCCCACUUCCGCGAGUGCAACACGAGUCCCGGGCCAGUACGAAGUAUAGCGCCGCCUCACCAUUUAGUAAAAAUUAUUUUUAAUUUUCCCGUGCGUCUUAUUCACUCUAAGCUAAGCGUUAGUAAAGUACUGUCCGCGUGGCAGUAGCCCUUUUGUUUGCGCACACAGAGAAGGGUCAUGCUGCGGUAAGGCGCCCCAUAACAACACCCUUGAUCCCAGACUGUUUGGUCCGCAUUUUUCCGUUGUUCUCCUUCACUGGGUGGAGUUUUCUUUAUUAUUUUAUUUUUUAGCUAAUUGCUUCAGUAAGGCCUUCGAUUGCCUAGGAAGUAAGGAAGGAACUUUCGAGGGAUGAAUGAACUAAAUGAAGAAAGAAAAAACACAGAGAGACUCCGACCAUUCGGGGGAUUUGAUGACGGAAGUGAACUGAAACGCUUUGGAGCUAGAAUUUUACCCCAUUUGAGCUUUUUGUGCCGAAUUUGUUUUUUUUUUACGAAAUGACGCAGUUCUACGCUGAGUGCUACGUGCUCAAUACUCCGUUCACUUCUAUCUUUCGCAAAAGACGGAGUUUAAUGCUGACAUCAUAUCUCUAAUAUCGUAAUUAUCAUCCGCCUCAUCAUCAUCAUCAUAAACACACACACAGACACACAAACUGUGAGUAGGAAAAGAAAAGUGCUAGCGUGUAGGGUAGGUUUAUAAGAGGAAAACAGCUACAAAAGGAGGGAACUGUAAAAAAUGAUAAGAUAACCGUGUGCGUUGGCGAAAUCGCGGCGAAACGGAUCGAGAAGAGAAUCAAAAGAGUGUGGCCGGUUGGGGGCGAGUGUGCGCCUCGUCCUUCGUCCCACGUCGGCGAACUUUAUCACUUUCGUACAUUUCCAUUUUGGGUUUAUCGUUAUCGAUCAGCCAGCGACGUUAGGAAAGGGGUUUCAACCGAAUAAAAACACGAACCGCGUUCUUGUUCGCCUAAUAAUUGCUAGAUAUGUGUGAGGUCGAAUGGUCGAUGGUUACAAUGUAGACGAGCAGCCACAACACGUAAAAAUUACUUCAUUUAUCGUACAUACAAAAUAACAAAGAGUAAACGUUCAAUCUCUAGAUAACAGCCGAUUAAUCAUAUUCAAACUGUGUAAACCCCAGUCAUAGUGUCGCUAGUUCGCUAUCCGGUAUACCGUUGUUACCAACUUCGUAACUAGUAGUAAACGAAAACCAAUCCCCCCCUUGUGUGGCGCUCAUACGGGAACAUAUACCUGAAAUAUAUAUACGACAAAACACAAUGGUGUGCCUGCGAAGCACCGCUCGAUUUAGGGUUUACUACAUUAGAACGUUCGAUUACAAAGCAAACCAGACGCGGCAUGACGCUAAAUAAAGCUACUCAAUAACUCUGGAAACACUCUAUAUUUGUACGAGAAGAGGUACCUAUUUACUAUUCCCGACCGAAAUUGGCCAACCCUUGGCGGUAAAUUGAGAAAGAGGGCACAAAAUGAUGCGACAAGGGCAGAAGAUUUAAUAAUCCACGUUUAACAAUUCAAUCACACACCGAAACAAUCGUAAAGUGCAGUUCAGUUCGAGCACCAUUUUUGCGCCACGGCGAACACGGAGAAGUGAUCCUUACAUUGCUUUGCAUUGAUAUUACACACACAGUUCAACCCGAUUCAAGUAGGAAUUGAGAAUUACAAAAAACGGACAAAACUAUGUAAUCGACAGAAGGCGAUAUGAAUUAUCUAGCAAGUGAGCAGGACUUUCCGAAAAGGAGAUAGUAGUAAAAAUACGGACGAUUUAAACGGAAAUACCGCGGCCUGUUCCUCUGGCGAACGAGAUCGAUCGAAGUAGCGUCGACGGCAUUGUACCGCAAAACGACACUCUACAAUACACACUCUG